This is a messenger RNA of Cyprinus carpio (common carp), 2212 nucleotides long. Its product is annotated as vang-like protein 1. The transcript is spliced from 11 exons. Lineage: Eukaryota; Metazoa; Chordata; Actinopteri; Cypriniformes; Cyprinidae. The coding region runs from base 556 to 2175 and encodes 539 amino acids. Gene Ontology annotation, biological process: multicellular organism development. Gene Ontology annotation, cellular component: plasma membrane. The record is from RefSeq and is a predicted model, not a curated record.
GAACCGGUCUUCCCAACGCUAUCAUUUACGCCCAUGAGCUACACGCGAUUUAAGACCUCUUGCGGUUCCCGUUUCUUUCCUCACAGACUGCCCUUUGGCUGAGGGGGUUGCUCUCGCAUUAUUGCAAAUAGAAACGGAUAUGUUCAAUGUCAAAGCGGAUUUUUUUUUGUUUUGAAUACGUGGUCCGCAUGGAAACAACGGACGGUUUGCAGGAAUGACAGAUCAUUUUGCGAUUUCACAUUGCGUUGGAUUUGAUGCAGUAAGAGGGGCACUAUGAGGUAACCCCAGAGGAAUGCUAUGUGUGCUUGUCCAGGUCUGAUUUCUCCCAUUGAUAAGAGAAAUGAAGACUUGAAAGUGGUCAGUGCUAUCUUGGCAAACUCACAUACCACACGCUGAUCAAGAACAUACAGGUUAAUGUUUGAUAACAGAAAGCCCCUAGAAACGAUCCUGUCAUCUUGAGCAGCUUCAUGUAUGUCCUGAUCAUCGUCAGCACUUUAACUGUCUCCGCAUUCCUCCCUCCGCUGUGUUAAACCAGUCACAGCACGGACAGACACAAUGGACACAGAUUCCAUCCACUCUGGUUAUUCCCACCACUCCAACAGGUCACGGGGGUCAAACAAACAGAGUGAACGGAGCAGCAGGGAUCGGCACAAAUCACACAGCCGAGACAGCAGCAGCCGCUCAGACAAAAAUGUCACCAUCAGUGCAUCAUCAGCUCAGCCACAGCAGCCGGAUCAGAGCUCCGCCCCCACAGACGCCCAGGAUGACAACUGGGGCGAAACCACCACAGCGGUCACCGGAACUUCAGACCACAGCUUGUCUCAAGAGGAUUUGGCUGGCUUCGGGAAGGAGACGGAAGGUCCAGUAGAGAAACUGAACUGUGUACGCUUCCUUCCUUUGGCCCUCACCCUUGUCCUGGGCCUGCUGGUUCUGAUCACCCCAAUGUCCUUCCUGGUGCUGCCCCAGCUGAUGUGGCCGGAGCGCCUGCAGGCUUGUGGUACUGCCUGUGAGGGCCUGUUUCUUUCGCUGGCAUUCAAGCUCCUCAUUCUGUUGCUGGCUGGUUGGGCGCUGCUUGUGCGACCGGCACGAGCCUCCCUGCCCCGGAUAGCAGUGUUCCGCGCCCUGCUGGGGUUACUCACGCUCCUCCUGCUGCUCUCCUACUGGCUGUUCUUUGGAGUGCGUAUCUUGGACUCGCAGGAUGAGAACUACCAGGGCAUAGUGCAGUUUGCAGUAUCAUUGGUGGAUGCUCUGCUGUUCAUCCAUUACCUGGCAGUGGUUCUGCUGGAGAUCCGACAUCUGCAGCCCUGCUUUUCUCUCUGUGUCGUGCGCUCCACCGAUGGAGAGACUCACCACUAUAACCUGGGACAGCUCAGCAUUCAGCGGGCAGCCCAGGUAAUUCUUGAACACUAUUAUAAGGAUUUCUCAGUCCACAACCCUGCCCUACUGACGGCUGCAAAGUCCAGGGCAGCUAAACAUCUGGCUGGGCUAAAAGUCUAUAAUGUAGAUGAGUUUAAAGCCAAACUGAAAAGCUAUCUUUUCGAUUGUGCUGGUAGCGAUACUGCAACAGCUCAAUCUCGGGCUAAAAUAGCAGCUGCCGCACGACAGAGAGACGCCAGCCACAAUGAGCUGUACUACGAGGAAGCAGAGCAUGAAAGAAGAGUCCGAAAGCGCAGAGCACGGCUGGUGGUGGCAGUAGAGGAGGCGUUCACACACGUUAGACGGCUGCAGGAGGAGGAGAAAAAGAAGCUGCCAGGAGAUGAGAUGGAUCCACGUGAGGCAGCGCAGGCCAUCUUCCCCUCCAUGGCUCGAGCACUGCAGAAAUACCUGCGCACCACCCGUCAGCAGCACUGCCACAGCAUGGACAGUAUUCAGGCCCAUCUGGCAUUCUGCAUUACAAACAACAUGACUCCAAAGGCAUUUCUGGAGAGCUAUCUGAUGGCUGGGCCCACACUGCAGUAUACGAGAGAGUGCUGGCAGACCCGGCAGUGGACGCUGGUCAGCGAAGCGUCUGUCACCAGUCCCCUCCGUCACGGCUCUGAAUUCCAGCUCAAAUCAUCUGACUUCAGCUUAGUGGUCACCAGCAAAGCUAUCCCUCACCUCAAACUCCGUGAGGAGUACGUCCACCCCAAAUCUCACAAGUUUGUACUACAACUGCAGUCUGAGACCUCCGUCUGAUGGAUUCGGUUGCUUUUGUUUGGUUUGGGUUUUCUGC